Messenger RNA from Uloborus diversus, 4328 nucleotides. RefSeq names its product TBC1 domain family member 25-like. Gene Ontology annotation, biological process: regulation of autophagosome maturation; activation of GTPase activity. The record is from RefSeq and is a predicted model, not a curated record. Lineage: Eukaryota; Metazoa; Arthropoda; Arachnida; Araneae; Uloboridae. The transcript is spliced from 6 exons. Gene Ontology annotation, cellular component: autophagosome. Gene Ontology annotation, molecular function: GTPase activator activity. The coding region runs from base 130 to 2493 and encodes 787 amino acids.
UGAUCUUGAAAUAUUGAUGUCUUACAAGAUGAGUCCUGUCUUCAAACAUUUUAAGUUUUGUGUGGACCAACGUUGAGUACAUCUUUGAAGAUCUUAGUUUUUUUUAAAUUUAGGUGUUUUUCUCUUGCAAUGACCAUGUCUGAAAUUUUGAAUCUUCAUCUUAAACAAUAUUUGAAAGUUAAAGUCAAGAAAAUUUCGAAUGAUGCUGGACAAAAGAGAACCACCUGCGAAACUUUUAAUCUGGACCCUCAGGCUAUAAAUUAUAACUCAUUAAGAAAUACAUUGGCUCGCAUAUUCAAAAUUGAAGGGGAAUUUACAAUCAGUUUUAAGAAAGACAAAGAAUACGUUCCGCUGACCUCAGACUGGGAUUUGGAUGGUGCCAUCUUUGAAGCUUCUAAACCAUACUUAUCGCUGGCUAUCGAGUCACUUCCCAUAGAUAAAACUUUGGAAGAGUGGGACAUCAUUUGUCCAGCAGACAUCCCUCCCAUGGAAUUAGAAUCUUCACGAUGUUCGGAAGAAAGGAGGAGUCUAGCAGGUUCCAUCAUCAGCCAGAUGGAAAGUGCCAUGCAAAGGGUACAGCGUGCACUGAGCUUAGAAUCGAGCUGUGAUGAGCGCCAGAAGCUUCCCCUGGACGAAAUCGAAUUCAAGAACUUGCAGGACAAGCAGGGAAGAAUCCUGAACCACCGAGAGCUGCAUAUGUCCGUCUUCCAGGGUGGAGUGGAGCCCUCCAUGCGACCGACCGUUUGGAAGCAUCUUCUCAACGUCUUUCCACACGGAAUGACAGAGGAGGAGAGAGACACCUAUCUCAAUUCCAAGUCUGCAGAAUACUACAGACUGCGAUACCGAUGGCAGCAUUUAAUACACAGAGGCAAAAUUCCAGAUGUAUUGCAAGACAUUACGAACCUCGUACGAAAGGACGUGAGGAGGACUGAUCGCACCGAAAAGUUUUAUGCAGGAUCUGAUGAUAACGAGAACGUGAAAGCUUUGUUCAAUAUCCUCACCACAUAUGCUGUUAACCACCCCAGUGUAUCUUACUGUCAAGGCAUGAGCGACCUGCUCUCACCGAUCUUGUACGUUAUGAAAAAGGAAGCUCAUGCCUACAUCUGCUUCUGCGGUCUCAUGAAAAGAACUCAGUCAAACUUCAAAUUGGACGGUCGUUCGAUGAAACUGAAGUUCCGGCAUCUCCAGAGGAUGAUAAGAUUCUAUGAUAAAGAGCUGUAUACAUAUUUGAAAAACGAAGGAGCUUUAGACUUGCUAUUCUGCUAUCGAUGGUUGCUUCUUGAUCUGAAACGGGAAUUCCCAUACCAGGAAAUGCUUAGCAUGAAAGAAGUUCUUUGGGGAUCUCUACCACCGAAACCACCUCAGACAGAAAUAGAGUUGUAUGAAGUGAAAUUUCCAACAGCUGCUAUCUGCAGUCCUUUUAAAGACAGGACAAAGUCGGAAGAUCGUUUGAAGUUUGCAGAGGAUCAUUUCGGGACGUCUCAUGAUGGCCAUUCUCUUUCGCAGUCGAUGUCCAGUAACCCCACUGCUAAAGCUCUCAAGAAAUGGGCAAUGAGGGUUCGACGGGAAUCCAUUGCAAGGAACAUGGACUCGUCAGGAAGUAUCACGGAGGGAGAAAUCAAACUACCAGUACAUUACAAGCAAAAGAAAUAUCGUAAAUACAUCACCGGGAAACUUGGAAGACUUAACAGGAACGCUUCUGGAUCAGACCUUGAUAUCCGUAUACCCAAAAAACCAGCAAUAGCAACAGAUCUGUGCAUGAGUUAUGCUUGCGGGGAAGUUUUUUCAGAACAGCAGCAAGUGAUGGACGUCGUCGUGUUUGAUGCUCACGAAUACUUACGUACUCAAUGGUGCUAUUCCAACACUGUCAACGAGAUUCAGUUGAACAACUGGCUGAAUGGACGUCGCUUUCAGAUAACAGAAUGUGCAGUUGGUGGCAAAGAUGGCGAAGAACCCGUUGUCAACAGUUCUAGCAACCGACAUCGUCAUGGAAGUAACGAUUCAAAUUACGGUACACUGUCGGAAGGAGUUUCCAGUGACGAAGAAGGUUGCUUACAAAAGGAUGACGAAAGCGAUGGAUACUCGUCUGACGGCGAUUCGAAAGAAGCAUCUACUGUAGAGCAUGAUUACGAUUCCAGCACCGACGAUUACGAAUCGUAUGACGAUUUUCUGGACUCUAUGGCCGGCAGACAGUACGAAGAAGUAAAUGAGUAUUUUGAUAGAAAAAAAGAAAUGCUACCUCCACCACAUGUCCUAGGCGACGGAAACCCCUUCCUACUAUUCCUGUGUGUAGAGUUGAUUGAACAGCAUAGAGAAGAAAUUUUCAGACGAAAGCUUGAUUUUAACGAGUUAGGAAUUUAUUUCGACAAAUUGGUGAGAAAACACAAAUUUCCAAAAGCAUUGAAAAAGGCCCAGAAAAUGUUUAGGGAAUACUUAAACAUGGGUUGGGAUGUGGAAGAUGUUGGAAAUAUUAGUGACAGCCCUGAUUUUUAAGCUAAUGAGUUUUAUUUAUGUAACUCAAGUCGAGUUUUUAAAUGUUUUAAAACUACGAAACUGCGUAAAAGUGUUUACUGAUUAAGGUUUAAGUACAAAACGAAGGAGUUCUAAUCAUUCGAUUGCACUGCCAUUUUGAAAUGUUUCUUGGGCAAUUCAUAGGAUGUGCUAGAGUUCUUGUAUGAAACAUUAGGUGAAAGGGAAGGUGCGAAAGAAAAUGUUUUACUAUUUUGAUAAUAACUGUAGACCAGCUCUCUUUAUCAGAUUUAAUUACUUUCGGAAUCUUCGUAUUUUGUUAUGUGAUAAUUUUUUGUACAUACGAAUUGUAAAUAGUAAUUUUUUUACAUUCCAUGAAACGUUUUAUGUCUGCUGCUUUGUUAAAUGUGUACUUUUUUAGCGUGCUCAAAAUUUUUGUUUUAUGACGUGUUUAAAUGAAAUGGAAUCUUCAUUGUGUUUUUAAUUUUGGUUCUGAAAUACUCGUCAAGUUCUAUUUUAAUUGAAAUGCUUAUGAAAUGUUCAAUUUAUAAAAUACAUUGCAGUUAUAAACCUAGGGGAAAAAGAAAAUCCCGAGUUUUUAUUUUUUCAAUUUUGUUAAUGAAAUAUUUUACUUACUUUUUAAAACUCUUAUAUAAAAUCUGUCCAUUGUUUCAAUAUUCUACGAUCAGUUAAUUUCUGAACAUUGCAAAAGUUUGUUUUGAAAAUCAUUUAACUCACAGCCAUAUGUUAUUUUAUCUAACUGUACACUUGAUUUAAUGUUCAAAAUAGAAAGAAACUGUCUUAUCCGAAUGGGACUAUCUUAUAGAAUGUGAAGAUUGAAACUAUAAUCAUUUGAAUAUAAAUGAAUAUAUAUAUUUCUAUCUUUUUAUUUCGGUAAUCUCUAAUACUAAUUGAUAAUCGCAUACUAAGUUUUUCGAAAUUUAUCAUUAGUAAUAAUUGUAGUAGUCAAAACGACAGCUAUAUUGAUUUCAGUGUGAUUCUAUUGCCACAAACUAUUUUUUAACGAAAAUUUGAUGGACAACUGAAUUUUAACAAUGAUAGCGAUGUCUUAAUUAUAAGUACAGUCAAACUUCGUUAUCGCCACACCCGGAUUUCAUGACACUCCGGAUGUCACGUCAUUUUUUCAAAGUUCCGAACUUAUGCCAUAUGAUUUUAAUGUUAAGAGGCUCCGGAUAUUGCGACAGUUCUUUUCGUGCAACUCCGGUUAUGACGACGCUUUGAGCUGCGCUGACUGGAUUGAAUAUUUCUUUGCAAUUAAUAAAAAUAUUCAAUAAAAUAAUGAAGACAUCUGGAAAUGUUUGUUGUAGGAACUUUGGACUCUGGCAAGAGAUUUGACCAGGCAUGACACCUCCAGAAUGGUGGGGGGCGAGUAGAUAAGUUCUGAAAGGUACAGGUUUCAGAAUUUGACAAGAGGACAAUAGAAAGGAAUUCAAAGCAGGUGGAUUGUAAUACUAUACAAGGGAAACAGCAAGAAAAAGACCAUAGCUACGUUAAGCUAUAGGUGGCAAUGUGGUCACAACAAACUUCUCCCAUGAGACAAAAAGAGAUAAGGGGCUCCUCAUUAGAUUGAAAAGGGACACACAACUCUUAAAGUGGAUCAAAAUGUUAGACAGGGUUUUUUCACCUUCGAAAGGUGAGGCUUAGCCGUCAAAAUCUAGUCAAAUUGCGGACAAAAGUGAAGAGCUUUGAAUUGGUUUCUUUCUUGCUGGUAAUUUCGUGGAAGGAGUGUGACAAAUGUUAUUCAAAAAUUUAUUAAACAUUUUAUUGGAAAGUAUUGUAGAAAAGAAAAAAAAAAGAAAAAAUAAUAAUAAGUGAAGGGGUAUAUAUAUAUAUAUAUA